This is a messenger RNA of Lithohypha guttulata, 585 nucleotides long. It is a transcript of the gene YHC1, whose product is annotated as U1 small nuclear ribonucleoprotein C. Gene Ontology annotation, molecular function: pre-mRNA 5'-splice site binding; zinc ion binding. Bases 1 to 585 code for a protein of 194 amino acids. The record is from RefSeq and is a predicted model, not a curated record. Gene Ontology annotation, cellular component: nucleus; U1 snRNP. NCBI's taxonomy places the organism in Eukaryota, Fungi, Ascomycota, Eurotiomycetes, Chaetothyriales, Trichomeriaceae. Gene Ontology annotation, biological process: spliceosomal snRNP assembly; mRNA 5'-splice site recognition; mRNA splicing, via spliceosome. The transcript is spliced from 2 exons.
AUGCCCAAAUUCUUCUGCGACUAUUGCGAUGUAUACCUCACGCACGAUUCCAUGUCGGUGCGCAAGUCGCACAAUACUGGCCGUAACCACUUGAGGAACGUUACCGAUUACUAUCAGCAGAUUGGACAUGAGAAGGCGCAGUCGGUCAUCGAUUCGAUCACGAACUCGUACGCGGCAGAAGGGCUUCAACAACCAAAUCCUAUGCUACAGCACGCUGGUGCUCCUCCAGGUUUUCCUCCUAUGGGAUUUCCUGGAAUGCCACCACCUCCGUUUGCUGGUCCUCCAGGUCAACCUGGUAUGAUGCCGCCAGGCGGACGAGGCAUGCCUUUUCCUCCAUUCGCGCCUAAUGGUGCUCCACCAAAUAUGCCAAACGGUAUGCCCUUUAAUCCUCCUCAAGGCUUUCCACCCAAUUUUCAACCACAAUUUCCUUCUGGAGGCUUCAACAUGAACCAGCAGCCUAGCCAGAUGGGCCAGCACGGUCCACCUGGUGGUUCUGUUCCUCCGCCUGGUCAAGUCCAGAGUCCUCCCCCGGGAUAUGGCGCACCACCUGGUUCUGCACCACCACCGGGCAUGAACAGACGUUAG